AGUCUCCAGAGCUCUGGUUUGUGGCUAAUGGUUAAGCGAUUACUCUGGGAGACAUGAAAACGCCCACUUUACAAUACAUGAACUUGACACCAAAUACACGCCGUUACCGGGGUGAGUUUUCAGAAGUCUAACGGUCUUUCCAGAAUGGAUGUUUUAGCAGUUCCCCAAAAGAGAGAAGAGGGCUGGUACUUGUCUCUUAUGGCACCAAACACAAAGGGUCCAAAGUUUGCAUGGCUUGAUCCAUCAAGGCUCUAUUGCAAUUCACAGGCACUGUCAGAUUGCGUAAAAGAUCUUCUCAAACCAUUCCAGAAUGAGACCAUUGACCUGGUGGCUGGAAUAGAUGCCAUGGGCUUCAUCCUCGGGUCAGCUGUGGCCAUAACUUUAGGAAAAGGAUUUUUGGCCAUUCGAAAAGCAGGACACUUAUGUGUUCAAACUCGCACUCAAGACUACAGCGACUACUCUGGACGAGAGAAACUGAUGGAAGUGCGCGUUGAUGUGUUAAAGCCAGGUCUGCGGGUUCUUAUAGUAGACCAGUGGAUUGAGACUGGAGGAACUAUGAGAGCAGCUAUCAAACUGGUGGAGAAUCAAGGAGCUACUGUUGUAGGCAUUGCUGCUGUGGCCAUUGAAAACAGUGAGGGAGGAACGUGGCUAAAGGAAAACUAUAAAUAUUCCCACUGCAUUCCAAAUGAGCUGCAAUCUCAGAUAGACAGUCAAUACCUGGAGUCUUUUAAGAACUUUAGUGGUUAAAUAUUAAGAAAUCAGGGAAAAAAAUAUUCAUGUGAAAUUUGUGGAGGUAUGAAUCUUGUGAGGACUGAACUCUCUACGCUUGAAUGAAUUUGAUGCAGUACAUUUGUCAUGUAUUAUGCAUUUGUCAUAUUGGUCAUAAAUACGUCUGUUGUUGUUGUUACACUAAAAUAUCUUUAGAGGUCACUAUCAGAUUGUAGCUCACAUUUCUAACUUAUUACUAACUUGAAAAUUCUCAAAUAAUCAAUAAUGCUGAAUUUCAUGUAAAUGAAAGAGAUUUAAUCAAAAUAUUAACAGUAUUAAAAUCAGUAUUUAAUCAAAAUAACAGUGUUACUAUGAUAUAUUAA
Messenger RNA from Sinocyclocheilus anshuiensis, 1091 nucleotides. Its product is annotated as adenine phosphoribosyltransferase-like. Bases 145 to 747 code for a protein of 200 amino acids. The record is from RefSeq and is a predicted model, not a curated record. The transcript has 6 exons. Lineage: Eukaryota; Metazoa; Chordata; Actinopteri; Cypriniformes; Cyprinidae. Gene Ontology annotation, molecular function: adenine phosphoribosyltransferase activity.